AUGGGUGUUCUCAAUGAAUUACUCAACAGCCCCUAUGUGGUACAGGGCGUCUGCGUUGCCCUUGUGGUGGUGUUCAUCACCAGUGUAUGGGGUGAUCUAGCGGACGAGAUCCCCUUUCGUCGUGUGCCUCUGGUUGGAAAAAACCGGUGGGAAUUCACCAACAAAAACGCCAGGUCGCGCUUCACACUGUCGGCGCGUGCUUUGAUCGCCGAGGGAUUCGCGAAGGGAGCCAAUGUCUUCCAAAUUAUUGGAGCGAACGAACCGAUCAUCCUCGUACACCCUAAGUAUAUGAACGAGAUCAAAAGCCACCCACACUUGAGUUUCGAAGGCGCCGUCAAAAAGACCUUUUUCAGCAACCGUAUUGCUGGCUUUGAGCCGUUUCAUAAUCCGGGAUCUUUCAACAUCACUGUCGGCGUCGCGCGCACCCAGUUGACCCAAGCACUCGGGUCCCUCUCAAUCCCGCUCUCAAAGGAGACAGGCGCGACAGUGAAAGACGCAUUUCCUCCAUCGAAUGAGUGGAAACCCUAUAACUUCUUCCAGAAGACCCCGUACAUGGUAGCCCGGAUCUCGUCCUUGAUCUUCCUCGGAGAGGAAAUCAGUCACAACGACGAAUGGGUGAAUGUCUCAGUCAACUAUGUCAUCGACGCCUUCGAAGCCAUGCGAGAGCUGCGAGGUUGGCCCUCUGUUCUGCGUCCGCUAGUCCACUGGUUCAUGCCCACCACCCAAAAGUUGCGCAAGCACUUGGAGAGCGCUCGAUCGAUCAUCGCCAAUGAACUAGAAAGACGUGAUUUGAUUCGUGCAGGCAAGCUUCCUGAAGAUGACCCGCCCCGCAUCCGCGAUGCUCUGGACUGGUUCAAGGAGACUGCUGAAGCGAACAAUUUUACCAAUUUCAAUAUCUCCCGUGCUCAGGUUGGGUUGUCGCUGGCGGCUAUUCAUACGACGUCGAACCUGCUCACCAAUAUUAUGUACGACCUGGCGGCGUACCCGGAGUAUAUCCAGCCGCUGCGUGAUGAGAUUUGUGCUGUUGCUGCUGAGGAUGGGGUUUUGAAGAAGACGAGCUUGCUGAAGUUGAAAUUGAUGGAUAGUGUGAUGAAGGAGUCGCAGCGGAUGCACCCAUUGGGUCUGACUGGCUUGAACCGCUACGCCACCCAGCAGAUUACCUUUUCUGACGGUACUAUAAUCCCCAAGGGUGCAACGAUUGCCGUGUCUGCGCACACAAUGAUGGAAGAUGGCAUCAUCUAUGAUAAUGGCAGUACCUACGAUGGGUACCGCUUCUACAACAUGCGCCAGGAACCAGGCAGUGAACACCGGCACCAGCUUGUCACGACAACGCCUGAGCACUUUGCUUUUGGUCUUGGCAAGCACGCCUGUCCUGGUCGAUUCUUCGCUGCCAACGAAUCUAAAAUUCUGCUGCUCCAUUUGAUUAUGAAGUAUGACUGGAAGCUGCAGUCGGAUGGCCGACCUAAGAACUAUGAGAACGGGUUUGAGCUGAUCACCGAUCCGACAGUGGAGAUGUUGUUCCGCUCGCGCGAACCAGAGAUCGAUCUGGGUUUCUUAGGCGAGUAG
This is a messenger RNA of Penicillium arizonense, 1566 nucleotides long. Its product is annotated as cytochrome P450. The transcript is spliced from 6 exons. Bases 1 to 1566 code for a protein of 521 amino acids. Gene Ontology annotation, molecular function: iron ion binding; oxidoreductase activity, acting on paired donors, with incorporation or reduction of molecular oxygen; heme binding. NCBI's taxonomy places the organism in Eukaryota, Fungi, Ascomycota, Eurotiomycetes, Eurotiales, Aspergillaceae. The record is from RefSeq and is a predicted model, not a curated record.